UUUAAAUGGAUUUUUAAAAAAAAUAAUUAAUUAAUUAAUUAAACUUCACACGUUUCCCAUGACAAUAGUUACCAAAUAAAGCAAAAAAAAAUCGUUUCUUUUUGUCAUCAACUAAAAACUCAGGCAGGAGGAAAACCAAGAAAGAAAGCUGUGCAUAAUAGUUUGGAAAAAUGGAAGGUAUCAUCGUUAGAAGGGUCAUCCCCUCAGAUAACAGCUGCCUUUUCAAUGCUAUUGGGUAUGUUAUGGACCAUGACAAGACCAAAGCUUCGGAAUUGAGACAGGUUAUAGCAGCAACAGUGGCUAGCGAUCCGGCGAAAUAUUCUGAGGCAUUUCUCGGAAAGCCAAAUGUAGAGUAUUGUUCAUGGAUUCUCGACUCGGAAAAGUGGGGAGGUGCCAUUGAGCUUUCAAUAUUAGCAGAUUAUUAUGGACGUGAAAUCGCAGCAUAUGAUAUUCAGACAUCCCGUUGUGAUUUGUAUGGUCAGGAAAGGAACUAUUCGGAAAGAGUCUUGCUGAUCUAUGACGGUCUCCACUAUGAUGCUUUGGCUAUGUCUCCGUUUGAGUAUGCUCCCGAGGAGUUUGAUCAGACUAUAUUUGCUGUACAAAAGGAUAGAACCAUCGGGCCGGUUGAAGGCCUAGCACUGAAUCUGGUCAAGGAUCAACAAAGUAAGAGGAGAUACACUGACACUGCCAACUUCACUUUGCGUUGUGGAGUAUGCCAAAUUGGCGUCAUUGGCCAGAAGGAGGCUGUUGAGCAUGCACAAGCAACGGGCCAUGUAAACUUUCAAGAAUAUAGAUGAUAUAAAUCUGAGAGGUUAGUGGCAUUUUCUUAAGCUCAGCUCCUUCAUACCCUACCUAGUUCAUCGGACUUGUAUCAUUUGGUUGAUAAAUCAUCUUAUUGAAUUCUUGGAUAACAAAAUGGAGUUGGUUCCAGUUGGUUCGGGAACUGUUGUUGUAGGAUGGAUGUUGUGUGAGAUGAAAAUAUUGACUGUUUUACUGUUGAUUAGUCCUAUAUAUUUGUUACGGCAAUGAAAAACAUUUUACAUUCACGGAAUGAUAAAAAUAAGACUAUAUAGGAGAUUUUUCUCUUGUUUUUUUUA
Gossypium raimondii (Peruvian cotton) is the source of this 1097-nucleotide messenger RNA. RefSeq names its product OVARIAN TUMOR DOMAIN-containing deubiquitinating enzyme 2. The transcript is spliced from 9 exons. The record is from RefSeq and is a predicted model, not a curated record. The coding region runs from base 171 to 797 and encodes 208 amino acids. Gene Ontology annotation, molecular function: cysteine-type deubiquitinase activity. Gene Ontology annotation, cellular component: cytosol; nucleus. Lineage: Eukaryota; Viridiplantae; Streptophyta; Magnoliopsida; Malvales; Malvaceae. Gene Ontology annotation, biological process: endoplasmic reticulum unfolded protein response; protein deubiquitination.